GGUUUAUAUAUCACUUCAACUUCAACUUCAACUUCAACUUCCAAGUUCCAAAAUUACUUCGUCUUCGUCUCAAAAAUCCCUUAUAAACUUGCGCUCUCUCUCACGGAUUUUCACAGUUGAACUCCCUGAUAUUUGCUUCAGAAGAAGAAUUAGUUAAGAGACUCACUGGAAGUAUGAAAGAAAUCUUGACCGUACAAGUUGGAGGUUUCGCGAACUUCAUCGGCUCUCAUUUUUGGAACUUGCAGGAUGAGCUGCUCGGGUUGGCUGACGAUCCCAAUAGUGACCCACUCUUGAGGGAUCACCAUCUAAACAUGGAUGUGCUGUACCGCACUGGUGAGACACUGCAGGGCACUCCAACUUAUACUCCUCGCGUUCUUUCAGUUGAUUUACAAGGGUCCCUUGGGUCUAUGAGUUCGCGUGGUACAUUAUAUAAUGAUGACAGACAUACGCCAUCUGAUGUUGUUACAUGGGCUGGUAAUUUCUCCACCCAUACAUCUGAGCCUCAUAAGAAGAAUAUUUUCUUGCAAAGUUUGGAUGAGGAGCAGGAUAACUUUUCUUGUUCAAAUGGUAUUAGCAAUGGGGAUUCCCAUUCUCAAAGAAAAAUUCAUGACCAAGAGAUAGUAGCAAGUUUAGAAAAUGAUGUGCAGUUUUGGACAGAUUUCUCGAAAGUCCACUAUCAUCCACAGAGUUUGUAUGAAUUAAGUGGUCUUUGGACAGAUGCUCAAGAAUUUGAUAACUAUGGUAUAGGAAGAGAUGUUUUCUCUGGGGUACCAGGGGAAGAAAUAAAUGAGAGGCUUCGAUUUUUUGCUGAAGAGUGUGAUCACAUUCAGGGUUUCCAAUUCAUUGUCGAUGAUUCAGGAGGUUUCUCUGCUUUAGCUGGGGAUUUUCUGGAGAAUAUUGCAGAUGAAUACUCAAAUACCCCAGUGUUGCUCUAUACCGUCAGGGAUUCUAGAUCUUACAUCAAACAGAGAACCCAAAAGCAUGCAGUCGCCAGGGUUCUUCAUGAUGCAAUUUCAUUUUCGCGAUUAUCAUCCUUCUGUAAAUUGAUUGUGCCAGUUGGAUUACCUGUUUUAAGUCAAAGCAAAGCUUCCACUUUCCUCCACAUCCAAGACGAUAAGCCUUACCAUUGCAGUGCUGUUUAUGCUGCUGCCCUACAUUCUAUAAGUCUUCCUUUCAGGAUGGAACAAAGUGGGCCAUUGGCAGAUUCACGUUAUGUUUCCGGUGCUGUUGAUGUUAAUGGAGUUGUACAAAUGUUAGCAGGGCAAGCCAGGCAGAACAAUGUGGCUAUUCUAGAUGUUGCAAUGCCAGCACCACCUUUGAAUGGGAACCAGGUUGAGCAGUCUUUGAUACGUAACUUGCAUCCAUUGACACCAGAAAUCGCAGAGGAUGUGGAAGAUAUGCAGGCAGUAGAGUCAAUUACUUGUCAUGGAGCCCUUUCCUCGGGAGGUGGUCGGGCUUCCAUUUCAGAAGUAAAAGCAGGGGUUCAUACUGCUUAUGAACAUGAAUUGACAAGGCCAAUGUUCUGUCAUAUAUCUGCUGCUCUUUGCCCUCUCCCAAUACCUUUGCCAUUCCCCUCCCUCUUUGGGAACCUUGUGGGCCAAAAUGGUGAGCUGUUGGGGAGUUCAGUCUCAGGUCCCUCGCCAAAGGGAUUGCUUGAUAUUCAUUCAAUUCCUAUGGCAGCUAGACUACGUUCUAGCAGUGCUGUGUUACCAUAUCUAGAAAAUAGGCUGGGGAAUCUCCGCAAAUUUGGGACCGCACGAGGAGCUCCUGGAAGUGAGAUUGUCAGAAGCUGGGGUAUUGGUAAGGAUGACUUGGAUGAAGUUGAGGAAGCACUUUUUGGAAAGGUUAGCUUAUUGAAUCCUCGGUCUGAACUGUCCUCUGAUUCGGAUUAACUAGUUUUGUAAAGUAAGUAGUCUUUUGUAGCUUGCAAAAUGAUCAUAACUACUAACACCGCCCACCUCUAGCACUCUAAAAUAUUUGGAAAUCACAAAGUUUUUGCGAGAUUUUGUAA
Messenger RNA from Tripterygium wilfordii, 2011 nucleotides. RefSeq names its product protein misato homolog 1. The record is from RefSeq and is a predicted model, not a curated record. Gene Ontology annotation, cellular component: cytoplasm. The transcript has 10 exons. Bases 174 to 1892 code for a protein of 572 amino acids. Lineage: Eukaryota; Viridiplantae; Streptophyta; Magnoliopsida; Celastrales; Celastraceae.